Eucalyptus grandis is the source of this 411-nucleotide messenger RNA. RefSeq names its product double-strand break repair protein MRE11-like. The record is from RefSeq and is a predicted model, not a curated record. The transcript has 3 exons. Gene Ontology annotation, biological process: double-strand break repair via homologous recombination; mitotic G2 DNA damage checkpoint signaling; double-strand break repair via nonhomologous end joining. NCBI's taxonomy places the organism in Eukaryota, Viridiplantae, Streptophyta, Magnoliopsida, Myrtales, Myrtaceae. The coding region runs from base 102 to 341 and encodes 79 amino acids. Gene Ontology annotation, cellular component: Mre11 complex.
CCUCGAAUUGAUCUGAUCAUGCGGGAGUUUCCUCCGGUUUCAGGGAGGAUGCCAACAACACGCUACGGAUACUCGUGGCUACGGACUGUCAUCUGGGCUACAUGGAGAAGGAUGAAGUGCGGCAGCACGAUUCCUUCCAGGCAUUUGAAGAGAUCUGUUCUAUAGCUGAGAAAAAGAAGGUGGAUUUCUUACUUCUAGGUGGUGAUCUUUUCCAUGAGAACAAACCCUCAAGAUCAACAUUAGUAAAGGCCAUUGAGAUUCUUCGUCACUAUUGUCUCAACGACCGGCCAGUGCAAUUUGAAGUUGUUAGCGACCAGACCGUUUGGCCAUGUGAAUUAUGAAGACCCUCACUUCAAUGUUGGCUUGCCAGUCUUCAGCAUUCAUGGAAAUCAUGAUGAUCCUGCUGGAGUG